GUCGAAACAUUUGAAGAAAAAACUGUCCGUGACCUCUGGGAGAAAGACCCAUUCGAUGGACACAAGUACGUCGUGAAUGCAGUCAUCAUUAGAUCCAGGAACAAUAAUGAAAACAGACGAAGCCCAAUCCUAAAUUGUUGCGAUCGAGAACCAAUGCAUCCGCUAUCAUUGUCAGGUUACGAAGACUCGUUCGAUCGAAUCUAUCAGCCAUUCUCCACUGAGAACGAAUCAGAUUCUACUCGUGACAAUAUUAGUGGCGGCGGCAAGAAUAGUUUAAUUGAAGGAGCAACAACUGCUUCCAUCGCUGCCAGCCCUUUCGCCUGGACUCCUCCAAAGAACCAGAAAGAAGAGGAAAAGAUGCAAAAUUUUUAUUUGCAAGUCGCCUACGAAGGAAAUGCAUUUUGUGGAUGGCAGACCCAGCUGAAGAAUUUGGUAAAACCUUCCGUGCAGCGGACCUUGGAAGAAUGGUUGACGGUGCUCCAAAACAACGGGCAUGCACUAGAAGCUGACAUUAUUGUAGACGCUGUAAAAAAUGCCGACAGGAAACGAGAGAGGCGACUGAAAAAACAAGGGAAACGGGAGACGAAAAAUGUGACCAAGAAAGACUCACGCAGCGAGAACUCGUUUUCUACCGCACCUCGGAUCAGAUGGGCAGAUCUUCCGGUUGCGGGCCGCACCGACGCAGGAGUGUCCGCGAUUGGACAAGUUUGUCGGUUCCGAACACAUCGGAAGGACCUUACAGCCGAAAUGAUCAGCGACUAUUUGACCAAUAGAAUAACAACAGCGCCUGAGAUCUCCCAAUCCCUGGGUAUCACCAAAAUAGUAAAGGUUUCAAGAUCCUUCCAUCCAACCUUUUCGACCUCAUGUCGAGCCUAUGCCUAUCUGAUAGAUGUCGAUACGGAGCACAAUAGUGACUGCGACGGUGUACUAGAGCUAUUCAAAGGCGGAAGAGCCAAACAUCAAAUCUCCUUGUUAGACGGCAUGUUGCAAAAGCUAGAAGGGAAAGCAUUGGACUACAUCGGUCUCUCCUACGGAAGAGUGAAGACGCUCAAUACGAUUUGUACACUGCACCAUGCAAGGGCGAAAUUGGUCCGGUACGAGACUUCUGCCGGAGCAAAAAGCCGUGCGCGCACCGCCGUGUGCAUCGAGCUGGUCGGAGAUCGCUUUCUUCGUCGCAUGGUGCGUCUCUUGGUCGAAGCCUCCGUGCGGCUCGUUUCCACUGCGGAGAAGAACGCCGAGACCGAACCGCCGGUGAUCGGUGGCAUCGCAGAUUGCGGAGCCACCACAGACGCCUUGUUGCAGCUCGUCGAGAAGCGGGACCGAACCAUAGUUGGUCGCCCGGCUCCCCCGGAUGGCCUCGUCUUUGUCGGAGCAAGAUUGCCCUUGGCCUAACACAGCCAUGUUUUGUUCUUGAUCCGGCGCUGCUUUGUAAGGAUGACAAUUCAUCCUAAUGAAAUUCCUCUGUUGCGCUUCUGCAAACGCUCGUGGACAUAGAAAACGUAAUGAUUGUUUCACGUAGCCACAUGAAUAUGCAAUACAAUAAGGUAGAAAGC
Pseudo-nitzschia multistriata is the source of this 1553-nucleotide messenger RNA. The record is from the annotation of a GenBank genome assembly. NCBI's taxonomy places the organism in Eukaryota, Bacillariophyta, Bacillariophyceae, Bacillariales, Bacillariaceae.